AUGAAUGAAGACCAAACUGAAAAAACAAAUCCACCAACAUAUUUUGGAAUUAAAACAGCUCUUUGUAUAAAAAAAGUUAAUUUAUGUAAAUUAGAGAAGAACCACCAAUAUACCAAUCUUAUAAUUAAUCAGCCGCAAGAAUUAGGAGAAGCUUUAAGAAAUGUUGUUUGGAGAUUAAGAUCGGAGGUGCGUGCCCAGAAAAAAACACUUAAAAUACCAAAUACUUUACAAGAAUUUCAUAAUGCAUUUCCUAAAUUAAUAAAACAGUUAUUUAAUAGUUUUAUCAUUUGUAUUUUACAAAAAAAGUGGGAAAUAGUACAAAAAAAGCGUAUACAACAUGGAUUGAUUCCAACAGAGUUUAAUUUUACAAGAGCUAUAAAAAUUUCAACAUUUAUAAUGUCAUUAAUUUUUUCAAUGGCAUUUCCGGGUAUCAAUAUUUGGCUUACACAUGUAAUGAGUUCUCUUUGUAGAAAACCUAAGCAACUAAAUUCACUUUAUGCAAUUUUAUGCAUGGCAAAUGUUGUUUCCCAUACAAAUCGUUAUGAACGAAAGUUAGAAAAACAAUGA
Molecule: messenger RNA, 567 nt
Organism: Dentiscutata erythropus
Lineage: Eukaryota; Fungi; Glomeromycota; Glomeromycetes; Diversisporales; Gigasporaceae
Source: the annotation of a GenBank genome assembly